GGAAGAUAGCUCGACUACCCAAUGCCUCAACCCGACCGUCUGGCGUCUCAGAUCCGGCUCCAGACUUACUGGGCUUGAUGUUUUUAACCUUUUACGCCGUCUUGUUUCUCUGUUUCCCUUCGAUGCCGUCGCCGUCGACCCGCGCAUGAUCGACAAACCGCCGUCCCAGGUCAUGCGAGACCAGAUCGCAGAAGCUUCGCGCAUUAUAUUUGUGCCCGUUUAUCUUGCAGAGAUGCAACAUUGGGUUCUCGUCGUCCUUCAGGCUCCCAACAAACUGGCCCUCCUCGACCCUCUCCCCACGGACGACAUGGAUGAGAUAUGCGAGCGGAUUGAGGUAAUGCAGCUGGGUUUGCUGUCUAAGUGUGGCAGCAAGUGGGAGUUGAACUCGCCUGAAGUCUAUAGAGUUGAAUGCGCUCCCCUGGAGAGCGGGGACGACUGUGCCGUUGCCCUUCUUGUCAAUGCCAUGCACAUGCUGACCAAAACUGAUCCCUUCUCAAACACCGACUAUCGUGUCUGGCGACGGGUGUUUGCUGUGUGGAUUCAAGACGACACAUGCGUCUUGGACGAUUCUCUGUGCGAGCCCCUGCGCAUCUCCCUCAACAGCCACCACCAUAUUGGGUUAGCCACUGCCAAGCUCGCAGAGUACAGAAAGUUGCAUGAAUCUACGGGCAAGGUGGCCAAAGUGCUUGGUAGUCUACGCCGGAUCUGGAGUCCUUUGGCGAGGCACGAACACAGUCACACACGCACGACCUGGGAACACGAGUUUCAACACCCCGCCAUUGGGUCGCAGUCGAUUCAUGGCGGACUCCUUAAUGAGCUGAUCCAGUCGCAGGCUGCCUUGGAACUUCUCGAGUCGCGUCGCUUUCGGAGCCUUGCAAUAGAAGCGGACCUGAAGAAGUGCAUCGCAGGGCUGGAACGUCAACACCGGGAGUGCAUGGCAAACCGAGGACACGUCGAGCGUAUUCUGGAGCAGCUGGAUGCAGACAUGGCCCGGUUGGAGCGAAAGAUGAAAGACUUGCAGGACUUUGUUCAAAGAUGGGAGUAGGGAUACAAUGGAGCGGAGGGGUGACACAUUUCCUUGUAUCUAGCUUUUGAUGUGUGGUUGAAUGCAUACACGCAUGUCCAGAACCUAU
Ilyonectria robusta is the source of this 1133-nucleotide messenger RNA. RefSeq lists its product as uncharacterized. The coding region runs from base 146 to 1045 and encodes 299 amino acids. NCBI's taxonomy places the organism in Eukaryota, Fungi, Ascomycota, Sordariomycetes, Hypocreales, Nectriaceae. The transcript has a single exon. The record is from RefSeq and is a predicted model, not a curated record.